AUGAAGCUCGCGCGGCGCGUGGGCGUCCCGAUGGUUGGCGUGAACCUUCCCGCGCACUUCAUGAUCCGGCCCGUCGUGGAGGACAUGGAGGUGCUCGUGGAUUGUUUCAAAGGCGGCGAGCUGGUGUUCGUGGAGGACGUCGAGGACAUGCUGAAGACGUAUUACACGAUGGGGGAGAGCGAGAAGCUGACGAUCGAUCGAUCGUUCUUCAACGACAACGAGGUGAAACCGCGGUCGUUCUUCACGCGGGUGUUGACAAACUUGAAGCAGAUUUACUUCAACGAGGACAUGUACGAGGAAGCGCUGCUGAUCAUCGCGUACCAGAAUCACUGCUCCCCGGACGAGCGCGUGCGGCUGUUCAACCGGCGGGACGGCGGGAUCUGUUUGUUUCUGAUGAACCGAAUGGAAGAGGCGAUCGAGGAGCUGAGCGGGUACUUGGAAGAGACGUCGGAGAAGUUCGGGGAGGCGGCGACCGCGGACGACGGGGGGAAGGUCGAGGCGAUGAUAACCGCCGCGAAGGAGGUGUUACAAAGAGCCGCGGUGAAACGGAGCGUCGAGGAGGCGAUUGGAAAAAAAACAGAAGACGCGGCGGGCGCGGACGACGACGACGAGAAAGACGACGACGAGAAAGACGACGACGAGAAAGACGCCGCCGCGUCCGACGGAAAAGUUGUAUCGGACGACGUCGCGGCACCGGGGGACGGCGACGAGGGGAAGCGGUGA
This is a messenger RNA of Micromonas pusilla CCMP1545, 723 nucleotides long. RefSeq lists its product as uncharacterized. The record is from RefSeq and is a predicted model, not a curated record. Bases 1 to 723 code for a protein of 240 amino acids. Lineage: Eukaryota; Viridiplantae; Chlorophyta; Mamiellophyceae; Mamiellales; Mamiellaceae. The transcript has a single exon.